Molecule: messenger RNA, 2044 nt
Organism: Malurus melanocephalus (red-backed fairy wren)
Lineage: Eukaryota; Metazoa; Chordata; Aves; Passeriformes; Maluridae
Gene: TMIGD1
Product: transmembrane and immunoglobulin domain containing 1
Exons: 8
Coding region: 871-1647 (258 amino acids)
Biological process (GO): cell-cell adhesion
Cellular component (GO): cell-cell junction
Molecular function (GO): cell adhesion molecule binding
Source: RefSeq, a predicted model, not a curated record
GGCRUCCAGGAGAAGAAAACGCCAAGGCCACAUCCCAGACUCCUCCUGCUCAUGAAAUGCACUUUAUGGCUCUGCUGAGCCCAUUCCUGAUGAGUGCUGUGCCUGCAGSGACACUGGCAGCAGUGACAACACAUUUGGAGGCUGGGAGGACCCCGUGCUUUGUGACCACGUCACUGUCACCCAGCUGAGGUACAAGCAGCAGUUUCAGAUUUCCAUGUAGCCAAGUGCUUCACAGCAGAGCCACAGCUGUCCCAGAAGAGGGGACAGCUGGGACAGACCCCCUUGCUCUAUGCUGGGGGGUGCCCAGGGCUGAGCUAAGCACAGGAGCAGCCUGGGGGCACACACUGGUGAGCAAGACAGCGUCUGCUCUCUCCUCUGCCAACAUGAAGUUCAAAGUCUGAAUCAGUCAUUUUCUCAUUUUCCACCCAAAGGAGAACAUGGCAAUGRAGCUUUGGGCAGAAAAGGACAAAACAGAGUCUACUCCUGCUCUAGAAUAAUCUUAGGAUAAAAUCCCCGUGUCUUGAAACUGUGUUGUGAACACCCAGAAAGCUGAAAAAAAAUGGUAUUAUUUUUGGCUGAAAGUCUUUAUGGCUGAUGCAGGAGCUCUCUCAUUAGUUACUCAUUGCCUCAGCAAGUCUCGUAAAACAGCCAACAGAGCCCAGUAAAUACUUUUCUUCAGUGUUCUGGGAGCUCAGAAAUACAGGAAUUGAACGAGGCCUUGAACCCAUUUUAUGGACUCAUUUCUUACUGAACCACCAUAAAAUAUUAAAAUUCAGAUCCUAUAAAUAAGGAAGGGGAAGAASUGUGCAUUUCCCAGCAGAAGCAGCCUCUCCAGAGACUCUUCCCAAGAGCCAGCUGGGCCCCUCCGAGAUGGUGCAGAGACGCAGCCUCGCUGUCCCCUAUGGAGUGCMCGUCCUUGCCAUUUCCUUCUUGGCAUGUGUGGCCACAGGUUUGGAACUGUCUGUAAAUAACCACGCUGCUGACUUCACCCUGUCUACAAUGCUUGGCCCUCCCGUCUCCCUCUCGUGCCUUGUACACAACAGCAGCCAGGCCGAGGAGCUGCUGUGGUACCGGGGAGAUGGGCAAGUGGGUCUGAAAGAUGGCAAUAAAGUGAACAUCAGCAACAUCUGCAUAUCCCCGGUCAACGAGUCUGACAACGGAGUCACCUUCACAUGCAAGCUGGCGCGGGACAAAUCUGUGCAGGUGUCUGUGAUCCUGGAUGUCCAGUUUCCUCCCCAGCUGAGUGGAGAGGAGACCCUCCAGGUGGAAGAAGACAAAGAUGUUACUCUGUCCUGCAACUCCAAAUCCAACCCUCAAGCCCAAACCACCUGGUAUAAGGACAACCACAGGCUGACCCUGCAGCAAAGCCGGCACGAGCUGUACCAGACCAGUGAGGUCUUUCAGCUCUCCAUCAGAAAAGUACAGAAAUCUGACCACGGGACCUACACCUGUGUGGUGGAAUCACCCUUGGGAAAUGGGACAAAGGAYUUCCACCUCGUAGUUGAAGAUAAAAAACCUGUUUUUCCCACGGAGGCUGUUAUUGCUGCUGUAGUGGUGGUUACAAUCACAAUACUUUUUGGAAUUGUGGCUCGAAAAGAUAAAUUUUUUAAGUGCUUCAAGAAACAAAGAGAAAUAGCUCUGAGCUGAUUUUUCAGUUCUUCUGUUCAUUUUGCUGCAGUGCCGUUCCACAGGGUGCUGGGGUGGUGGCCACCCAAUUUCCUGCCUCUUCCCAGUGAUCCUAUGAGCCUCUCAGCUUCUGUUGCCAGGGUAAAAGCUGCCUGGCACUCAGCACUGCUGCUGCACCUCCUGUCCCCGUGGCUGAGACAAAUCCCAGCGCUUGGGGCAACCCCAAGCUCUUGAUGACACACAGUGACGUUCCAGUGUGAUUGCUCCAGUAGUGUGAUGGAUGGAAAACCUCUCCAUCGAUCCCUUCCCCCAACAAAUGUGCCACCCAAGCACUUUUCUCAAGGUCCUGGCAAGCUGUUGAGGCCUCAUMCCACCUUGGAACAGUCCAUUACUAAUACUGUCAAUAAACACUGUGCUA